AUGACACGCCUUUACGCGCUUCGCGGGCACGUAAAGCCCGUCCGGUGCACCAAAUGUGCGCGCUGCGUGUCCAAAGACAAGGCGAUCAAGAAGUUCGUCAUCCGCAACAUCAUGGAGGCGGCCGCCGUGCGAGACAUCACCGUGGCCAGCGUGUGCGAGUCGUACCCACUGCCCAAGCUGUACGCCAAGCUUCACUACUGCGUCUCCUGCGCCAUUCACUCCAAGAUCGUGCGCAACAGGUCCAAGGAGGCACGCAAGGAUCACACACCGCCCCCGAGGUUCCCCAGGGCCACGGCGGACCUGGCACGUGGGCCCAAUGCACCGCGUGUGGCUGUCAAAUAGUGUGUG
Messenger RNA from Rhipicephalus microplus (southern cattle tick), 348 nucleotides. Its product is annotated as small ribosomal subunit protein eS26. Gene Ontology annotation, biological process: translation. Gene Ontology annotation, cellular component: ribosome; cytosolic small ribosomal subunit. Lineage: Eukaryota; Metazoa; Arthropoda; Arachnida; Ixodida; Ixodidae. The record is from RefSeq and is a predicted model, not a curated record. Gene Ontology annotation, molecular function: structural constituent of ribosome; mRNA binding.